Molecule: messenger RNA, 4039 nt
Organism: Paramisgurnus dabryanus
Lineage: Eukaryota; Metazoa; Chordata; Actinopteri; Cypriniformes; Cobitidae
Product: proteinase-activated receptor 1-like
Biological process (GO): phospholipase C-activating G protein-coupled receptor signaling pathway; thrombin-activated receptor signaling pathway; positive regulation of blood coagulation
Cellular component (GO): plasma membrane
Molecular function (GO): thrombin-activated receptor activity
Source: RefSeq, a predicted model, not a curated record
CUCACAACAGUUUCACUCAGAGAAGGAGUCAAAGAGCUUUGCACUUCUGUCUAUAAUCAGUUGUGAUGGAGUUCAAAACUUUUUUGCUUUCAGUUUUAGUUGCAUGCACGUGCGCUCAAACCUAUAACGAUUUCUUCAGAUUUUUGGCGGUUGACUUCAUCAAAGAGGAACCAUGGUCUGCACGUCCAACUAACAGCACUAAUGCAGUGCCAUACAACCAGACCUUUCCAAUCUCUAAGGAUGCUGUGCUCUUCCUCAAAGGCCUGCUGGUCACACGUGUCAUGCCCUCUUUCUACAUCCUCCUCUUCCUCAUUAGUUUGCCUCUAAACGCAUUGGCUCUGGUGACGUUCACCUGUAAGAUUAAAGAAAAGAAACCGACUGUGAUCUACAUGUCAAACCUGGCGUGUGUGGAUCUGCUCUUCACCCUGCUGCUUCCUCUGAAGAUCCACUAUCAUCUGAACGGAUCUGAUUGGGUGUUUGGUGAGGUGGCGUGUCGCGUGCUAAGUGCUGCUUUCUACUGCUACAUGUACUGCUCCAUACUGCUGAUGAUGUGUAUAAGUGUGGACAGACUGCUGGCUGUGGUUUUCCCCAUCGUCUCUCUGACUUGGAGGACAACGAGGAAUUCUGCUUACGUUUGUGUGUUGGUCUGGUUACUGUCAAUUGCUGGCACGGUCCCAAUUCUCUCUAUAACGCAAACGUUCAACAUCAAGGAUUUGGGCGUCACCUGCCACGAUGUGCUGUACCACAUAAAGUUGUAUUACUACCUGUUUUCUAUUCUGUCCUGCCUUUACUUCUUCCUGCCGCUGGUCAUCACUUUGGCGUGUUACUUUACUAUUAUAUAUAAACUCAGUGCCAAAACUCGUCACUUAGCAACAUCAUCAUCAACCUCAGAUAUUCGAAGGAGAGCCGUGAUUAUGGCGAUCGCCGUACUGACGGAGUUUGUGGUUUGCUUCGCAGCAUCAAAUGCAAUCCUGUUGUAUCAUUGUGUUCGUCUGGGCACAGGAGGUCACACAGAGGAGGGGAAAUAUUACAUGUUAGCUGUGUGUGCAGGAAGCUCAAGUGUUUUUCUGGAUCCUUUGCUGUACUACUUUGGAUCGUCACAGUGCAGGGAGGAAAUAAACUCUGUGUUUUGGUGGAGAAAAACAGAAACUUCAUUAUCAAAGACUUAGUCAAGCUCACAUGUGUGAACCGUUCAGUUAAUGAAAUCAUUUGCUUAUCAUUUUCUUUCUAAAUUUGUAUAGACAUGAUUAUGUAUCAGAUGCAAUAUGCAUUAAUAUAAUAAUUCACGCAAAACUAAAAUGUAAAUGUAUUGUCUAUUUUUAUGCAGGGCUUUGAACCAGAUUUUGCCCAAAAACAACAGUGUUUUAACGUUUCCGGUUUUCGGUUCAACCCUAAAAUUGAUGUUUCUGAACCGGUUAGAGCAAAAAAUUAGGUUCCUGAACUGGUUAAUAACGUUCUACAUCAGCUAUGGGACAUACAAAUAGGCUGAUCAUUAGGACAAUAAACUUAAAUUAUUAGUCUACAUUAUUUUUCUUAAGUCUCUAUCUUGUCAUCAAACAUUAAAAAAGGCUACAUUAUGUAAGCGACAUAACUGUAAUUUUGACUUGACUACAUUUGUUGAGUGCACUUAAACACGCGCACACACAUAGACGGAGGACAAAUUCCAAACAGCGCUUCGGGAAGAAGAUGCAGCGUAAACAGUCGCUCCACAUAAAGUGAAAAUUACGUUUGUUUUUCAGCGCAUUAUUCACCAAAUGUAUUUUAAUGGACUACAGUAUGAGACACAGUAGCGCAACUCUCUCUCUCAAGUUUAUACAUCAAGGGUUCUGAUCUUUGAAGGUAGGGAUAUUCACGUUCAAUUGGAGUUGGACCGGGCGGACACAUACAACCCAUGUGCUCUGUGCGUACAGAAAAUUGCUCACUUUAGCGCCUUUUUGUGGUUAAAUUGUUUAAAAUCACCUAAGUGUUAACAUUUGCAAGUCUUUGAAAUGCGUGAAAAAGAUCAACUUUCACCCUAUUAAUCCGCAAAUCGCAUGCGAGCCGAACCGUGGGUCUUGAUCUGUACGGAGCAUCUCAUUACUCUGAUGAGUAACCCCUCGUUCAGACAGCCAACGACAAGCAGUAGCAGAGCGACGCGAUCUCAUUCAUUUCAAUGGAAACCUGGCGACUUCCGGCGACACGAGCGACAGUGACCGUUGGCGACCGUAUGGGCGUGUCCAGCGACGCGAGAAAGUUAAGAAAAGUUUAACUUUAUGCAAAUGUCGAGCGACUUUUGGGAGCGACUACCAAUGAGAACAAAGCAGUGGAGUUCACGUCACCCUUCUCUCGUCAGUUACUGGCGUGGAUGGUACUCAUUUGUUUAUGACAAGCAGAUUUAGAAACGCCUCAUUGAAAGAGACAAGCGACACACAGCGAUAACGUCGCUGGCUGUCUGAACGAGGGGUUAACGACGACCGGAAGUGAACUUCACAGAGUAAUAUCAGACAGAAAUCUUGUCAAAGAACGAAAAAAAUAACGGUAUUAACCGGUUAACAUUAUUUUAAAUAAACGUUUCUGUUCUGGAACAUAUAUUUUUUAAAGUUUGUGGUUUCGUUUCUGUUCCUUGCAAAACAUCAAAGUUUCUGAUUUUCAUUUUCGUUCCUUGAACCGGUUCAAAGCCUUAAUUUUGAUGUUAAAUCUAAUGUAUUGUUAUUAUAACAUUUUCAAAAAUGUUUAAUUGUACAAACACUGCAUGAUGUAUUUGUGAAUAGGUUUUUAAACGUAUAGUUUUAAAAUGUAGAUCUUUUCACACUGGUCACAAUUGUAAGGUUUUUCUGCAGUGUGAAGUCGCAUGUGAAUAUCAAGUACAGACUAUGAGCGAAGGUCUUUCCACAACAGACACAUCUGUAAGGCUUUUCACCAGUGUAUAAACGCAUGUGCACAUUAAGGUUGGACGGUUGCAUAAACAAUGCCGUGAAGUUAAAGUGACAAUUUGUAGUUUUUCAACCUUCAUAAUAUAUUUUCAAGACCCUUGUGAUGGUACAUCGACCUUAAAUAGGUUGAAUGACAUGUUCACAAUAGCCUGACAGUGUCUGUAUUGCUUUUACUCUUACUUUUAAACUUGGGGUUUCGGGUAGUAACCCGAGCACAAAACAAAAAACUACAAAAAUCUGCUUUAUGGCAUACGUCACUUCCUCAACUUCCUCAAAUAUGGACGUGAGAGCGCAACUAUUUAUUUUCCUGAUGUUUUUGUCAUGGCCGCAGCAGCAACUAAGAAAAAGAAAUGCAUGGUUUUGUCGGAGGAGACCAGAAAGAGAAAUGGGGAGAGAGACAGAAUAAAAAGAAGGACGAGGAUCAAUUAUAUUGGGCCAGCGUUCGCUCGCUGGCCUGAACUAAAGAACGAGGAGGGGUUUCUGACCGAUGCUGACUUGGUUUGCCCUCAUGCUUUUGUACUAGUAAGUAAUGUUAUAUUGCUUGCAUAUAAAAGUCCUGUCUGGCGCUCGAACACUAUUUUUAUACGUGAAUUUUACUGGAGGCUACUUGGAGAGUUUAGAGAGAGGCUUAUAUCACUUGGUAUCAUGGACCUAGGACACAGGCGAUCUGGGUUUGAUUCCCCUUUAAGGCAAUUUUACUUUAACCAAGCGAUCACCGUUACAACUGGCUUGUAAACGUUAGCUACACGGUCUUUUGGCGUUUGAAAAAAAUUCAACCCAUGAAAUUAUAUUCCUAUGACAUGCUGGAAGGCACACUUUGUGACCUUAAGAGUUGUCUUCUUUUCCUUUGCGACAGUGCUGCGGCGCUUGUGGCCUCUAGAGGCGCUAAACGUGAAAAAUACAUGUCUAGCACCCCCUAGUGGCCAAAACGUACCAUGGUGUGCCUUUACUGUAAGUCUUAAGAACUUGUCUGACCAACUUGCUAUUAGUUAAGGCUAAUCAGUCUUACUACUGUAUAUGUAUUUAUAUGAGACCAAUUUACCUUUUUAUGCAACUUCCUUAAAGUGCCCAUAUUAUGAAAAACUCAUUUUUUUCUGGGUUUUGGGGUGUUAUUUUGUGUCUCUGGU